AUGAUACCAUCCUUAUGUUUAGCUGGGCCAACUGGGAGUACAUUUUUGGAACUGAAGAGGGUACCCCUGGAACAACGACUGGAACCACUCAAGGAACAACAACAGGCACUACAACGGGUACAACAACUGGAACCACUCCAGGAACAACAACAGGCAUUACAACAGGAACAACAACUGGAACCCCUCCAGAAACAACAACAGGCACUACAACAGGAACAACAACUGGAACCACUUCAGGAACAACAACUGGCACUACAACAGGAUCAACAACUGGAACCACUCCAGGAACAACAACUGGUACUACAACAGGAACAACAACUGGAACCUCUCCAGAAACAACAACAGGCACUACAACAGGAACAACAACUGGAACCACUCCAGGAACAACAACUGGCACUACAACAGGAUCAACAACUGGAACCGCUCCAGGAACAACAACAGGCACUACAUCAGGAACAACAACUGGAACCCCUCCAGGAACAACAACUGGCACUACAACAGGAUCAACAACUGGAACCACUCCAGGAACAACAACAGGCACUACAACAGGAACAACAAUUGGAACCACUCCAGGAACAACAACUGGCACUACAACAGGAACAACAACUGGAACCACUCCAGAAACCACAACUGGUACUACAACAGGAACAACAGCUGUAA
Lytechinus variegatus (green sea urchin) is the source of this 660-nucleotide messenger RNA. RefSeq names its product bromodomain-containing protein DDB_G0280777-like. The transcript is spliced from 2 exons. The record is from RefSeq and is a predicted model, not a curated record. Bases 1 to 660 code for a protein of 219 amino acids. NCBI's taxonomy places the organism in Eukaryota, Metazoa, Echinodermata, Echinoidea, Temnopleuroida, Toxopneustidae.